AUGAGGGAAGAAAUUGCUGCAGCUGUUGUGUUUGUCAAGAGACUUGUGCAGAUGAAUGACAAUUUAUCAAAUUCUAAAAUUGAUGAAUUUUCUUCAUGUCUCUCCACCAUAUUAGUGAGUCGAUUCAGAAACCAUUGGUACGCAGAUAAACCAUUUAAAGGUCAAGGUUACAGAUGUAUUCGAAUCAACCCCUGUGAUCCUAAGGACGAUGUGCUGGAACAAGCAGCUAAAAAAUGUGGUUUGAAAUUCUGGGAUUUAAAUAUGCCAAGUGAAAUGACUUUAUGGGUGGAUCCUGAUGAGGUUUAUUGCAGGUGUGUGGCAAAUCUUUUAAUUAUUUCCAAUUCUCUCUGUUGA
This is a messenger RNA of Lottia gigantea (owl limpet), 354 nucleotides long. RefSeq lists its product as hypothetical. Lineage: Eukaryota; Metazoa; Mollusca; Gastropoda; Lottiidae. The transcript has a single exon. Gene Ontology annotation, cellular component: cytoplasm; nucleus. Gene Ontology annotation, biological process: negative regulation of mitotic cell cycle; negative regulation of cell population proliferation. The coding region runs from base 1 to 354 and encodes 117 amino acids. The record is from RefSeq and is a predicted model, not a curated record.